AUUUACUUGAGGCAUGCGAUAGAAUUGAUUCAAAUACUAACGUUGAUAAGGUUAUUACUCGGAAAAAGCAAAAGACAAAGAGCAUAUCAAAACGUCAGUCAGACAAUUCUAGCGAUGAUAAUGAUUCUUGUGAAAGUGAUAAUGAAGUACUAAACGAGGCAGACGAAGAUAAUUUCGUAAGCCAAGAUUUGAGUAGCGAAGGAGAAAAUGUGAAUUUGGACAGUGAUAACAGCGAUUGUAUAAAUGACGAAGAAAGUUUGGAGGAAGACUCUGAAGUUGACCUAGAAAAUAAAUCUAACAGUACAGCUGAUGAAUGCGCUAGCAAUGAUGGUGAUAGCCACACGGAAUCCGUAAAUAAUGAAAGUAAUGAGUUACGUAAGGAUUUACUCACGACUAAGACAGAAAAAUAUAUACCUCCUCAACAAAGAAUGCGAAAUGAGAAUGAUUCCAAAGAAAUAGAUGCUAUUCGAAAACAGAUGAAGGGCUAUAUUAAUAGGUUAUUCUACCAAAUUUAA
Trichoplax adhaerens is the source of this 515-nucleotide messenger RNA. RefSeq lists its product as uncharacterized. Lineage: Eukaryota; Metazoa; Placozoa; Uniplacotomia; Trichoplacea; Trichoplacidae. The record is from RefSeq and is a predicted model, not a curated record. The annotation marks the transcript as partial. The transcript has a single exon.